AUGCUUGGCUGUGGUGGCAGCGUGGCGGCGUUCGAACAUUUCAACGAACCAAAAAUGCUGCUGCUGGAUGUUUGUCCUUUUUUGAGACAUUUUGAUCACUUGCUUGGAUUUGGAAUUAAGACUACGCUGCAUGGAAACGAAGCUAUUUUGGAGUUUGUUCAAAAGCAAUUCGAUGAACACAAGAAAUCGAUUAAUUACGAUCAGGAGCCGACAAAUUAUCUGGAUGCAUAUCUUCACGAAAUACACAGGCGAGGAAAAGAAGGAAUCCAAGAAGGAUUCAUUGAGAAGCAGUGUAUUGCCGCUAUCUAUGAUCUUUAUAGUGCCGGUUUGGAGACAAUCGUAAUCACAUUACGAUUUUGUUUCCUCUUCAUCCUGAACUAUCCUCAUAUACAAAGAAAAAUUCAUCAAGAGAUUGACGAUGUCAUUGGACAAGAGCGGGAUAUUACCAUGGACGAUCAGAAAAUUCUUCCAUAUACCUGUGCUUUUCUUCAAGAAGUGUACAGAGUUGGAUAUGUUGGAUAUGUAAAUUUUCUUCGGAUAACAAUGGAGAACGUGAACUGCGAAGGCUACAAACUUCCCAAAGGAACAAGAGUUAUUCCGCAGUUCCCAAGUGUUCACAUGGAUGAGUCAAUCUAUCCGAGAGCGGAGUUGGUCGUUCCUGAAAGACAUCUUAAGGAUGGGCAAUUCAUCAAGGAUGAUCGUAUCACUGGUUUUUCUGUCGGCAAAAGAGCUUGUCUAGGAGAGAGUCUGGCUAGGAUGGAGGUGUUCAUGUUCUUCACCUCUCUGAUGCAGAAGUUCCACUUCGAACCUGAGGGAUUAUGUCCACCUGAGCCGAAGCUUCAAACGUCGACCUUGAGAACUCCACUUCCAUAUAAAAUUCGAGUUCACGAGAGAAUGUAG
Messenger RNA from Necator americanus (New World hookworm), 900 nucleotides. RefSeq lists its product as uncharacterized. Lineage: Eukaryota; Metazoa; Nematoda; Chromadorea; Rhabditida; Ancylostomatidae. Gene Ontology annotation, cellular component: cytoplasm; intracellular membrane-bounded organelle. Gene Ontology annotation, biological process: xenobiotic metabolic process. The record is from RefSeq and is a predicted model, not a curated record. The coding region runs from base 1 to 900 and encodes 299 amino acids. The transcript has 8 exons. Gene Ontology annotation, molecular function: heme binding; oxidoreductase activity, acting on paired donors, with incorporation or reduction of molecular oxygen, reduced flavin or flavoprotein as one donor, and incorporation of one atom of oxygen; iron ion binding.